GCAGCUUUUAACAUCUCAGAAAGAGACUUAAGGAAAGAGGACACAAAGGCGAUAAGGAAAGGAGGAGACAAGAGAGAGCUGGACUGAUUGACUUGAGACUUCUGAGGGCUGUGGACAUUUUAGCUUGAGAACAGAAGAGAUUUCAAAGUCAGAGUAAACGCGGCUCAACAUGUAGAUGUUCUGCACGUCUCUGGUUAAAUCUCCCCCCCCCCCCCUUUCCCCUCCUCCCCAGACUUGAAUCAUUGACCCUGCACGCCAGUCAGCAGAGACAAAUCUAAAUGUGUUUGGGUCAAUCUGGGGGAUGCGUCUGAGAGGAAGAUGCACAGAGGAGAAUUGUGACAUGGUGCCGACCCAAAUUGACAGAGACGAGGAAAGAGAGGACUGUUCAGGGGCAGACUCGUCUCCAACCAGACACAGCCCCUGCUCGCAGCAGAGGGGGAGACAGAACAUAACCUCUACCUAAGAGGGAGGCAGUAGCCACCAGGCAGAAAUCCUCUUCCUCUCUCUCGACCCAUCUCGUCUUCAGGAUGGCGGGCUCAGCCAUGGCGUUCACCUUUGCGGCCUUCUGCUACAUGCUCACCUUGGUGCUGUGCGCUGCCCUCAUCUUCUUCGUCAUAUGGCAGAUCAUUGCAUUUGAUGAGCUUGGCACAGACUUCAAAAACCCCAUUGAUCAGAGCAAUCCCACCAGAGCGAGGGAAAGGAUUCUCAACAUUGAAAGAAUCUGCAACCUGCUCCGCAGAUUGGUGGUGCCGGAGUACUCCAUCCACGGGCUCUUCUGCUUGAUGUUCAUGUGUGCUGCAGAGUGGGUCACACUUGGCCUAAAUAUCCCACUUCUCUUCUACCAUCUCUGGAGGUUUCUUCAUCGGCCAGCUGACGGCUCAGUGGUCAUGUAUGAUCCCGUCAGUGUGAUGAACGCCGACAUUCUCAAUUACUGCCAGAAGGAGUCCUGGUGUAAGCUAGGCUUUUAUCUGCUCUCUUUCUUCUAUUAUCUCUACAGGUCAGUACAAAUUCACAAUCUUCUCAAUUCACAGAUGCUUGAUUAGGUUUCAGUGAUGGCUUUCAGAUUUUCUUGCAAUGUUCUGUGACCUUAGUUGCAAAAGAGAAGCACAAUUACAGUUUUCUCCGUAUUUUCCAUCUAUUGCCGUGGACUUUUUCCUGCUGAAGUAUGGUCUACUCCUUGAUCAGCUUCUAGCAGACAGGAUAUCUGGAGAAAUAAAAGGACGUAUCAGUAAGAAAGACUCAGAGGAACAAAUGGAGACAUGAACUCUUCCUCUCUCCAUGUAUCUUUCCCGACACUGGCUUGGGUUGUCAACAGUCUAACAUUGGACAAACACAAGAAGACUUAUCUGAGUGAUCAUUUGAAUGUAAAGGACUCCAUUAUAUCACUUUGACCCAGACCAUGCUGUCAGACGAUUGGACAACGUUUUAAAGGACUGAAACAAAACAGAAAGAGGACGCAUCAGGUGUGUUGCCUUUGAACCAUUAUACGAAUCAACAGUACAUCUCUGAAGGGCUGGAGUUUUCCCAUGCUGCUUUUACUGAUCCAGUCGCUCAACUCACUGUGAAUCUCCAAACACUUAGGCGCUGGAAAACGAAAUAACAUGUCUGUAUUCUUUGACUUUGAAAAUGUACUCAGAGCAGGGUUGUUUUAGUAAGAUGACAUGUGCUUAAGAUGAGAGACAUCUGUAUUAUCAAACCACUGCUUUGAUUGUGUUAGAGGUACAUAUAACUGUAAGAAACAGGUUCAAGUGUAUAGGAGGACUUUAAAGCACUGUAAGAAAUUGACACGGCUGGCAGGGGAAUGGAGAUGAACCAACACAACAUCUCCUUGACGCCACCCCCUACCAAAAGUCAAAUUUCACACUGUAUCUAAAACAACGAGGAAUAAUUAUAACUUUGACCGCGAGGGUCAGUGCUUGUGAUGUGCAUUUCAUAAUAAGUAUGUCCAUACCAGUAAGGAUGUAUUUUAGCUACAGGUUCAUGCUUUCCAAAGAGCUUCGUGCUCAAGACAUUUAAUGCCAAAACAUAUAUCUGAAAGAAACAUUGUGCCAAAUCAAUUGGGGCGAGUGAAAGGAAACUAAUAGUGUGGCUUUUUUCAACUACAUGCUAAGGCACUGUCAAGUUCUGUUCUCUAUUUUCACUUUCUGUAACACACAUUUCAUUUUGGCACAAUGUUUUUUAAUUGAUGAACAUUUAAAAAACAUGUAGAUCUGUUGUGGGGUUUUUUUUUUUUUAAGUAACCUUUUUCCAGUUUAUUCUAACUAUACUAUUGUCGUUUUUAGCACAGCAACUUUACUCUGAUAUGAGGUAGAACGUAGAAAUCUCAUGUACAAGAAGCAAUUAAAAACAGCAAACAAGCAAUGUGAUUGGAUUGAGAAGACAUUUCCAUGCAGUGUUAUUUAUUUAUGUAAUAACGGCGAGUGGGAUACAAGUGGCAGACGAGACAAUGAAUGCCUAUGACAAUGUUUCAGUUUUUCUCAGAAGUGUAAAGGCAGUGAUGUCCUCUCAUCACGUCUGCAAUCAUACAGACAGAAGUUACGUGUUGCUGAUGAUCGAGAUUCGUAAACAGUAAAGCCUUUCCUCAACUAGCCUUUGUUAUCAUGUGUUCAUUAGUUUGAUCUGUGAGUAGAUAAGUGAUGGUUAAAAUGUGUGAUUUUUAAACAUCAGUAGACAAUAGAGAUGAUACUGGACCCUGAGAACAAACUGUGUUUGCCAUACGCCCGACACGUAGUAAAUGGUGGCAACAAUUCAUUGAUGCAAGUUUUAGUAUCACUAAUAUUCAGGAUGUUCAUUCAACCCUAAAUACAGAUCACAGUUAAGUAAUUAUUAUUGUUAUAUGUACAUACAUCAUUUUCAAAUUGUGUGUAUGUUAGCCUAUGACAGGUUGAACUACAUUUCAAUUGGAAGCAGAGAUAGAAUAAGGCUGGCAUAUUUAUAAGUUAGUUGGUGUCAAUAAAUCCCACGAGAAGACUUAAACCAAUGUGUAUUUAGUUUUGACUCCCCUAUUCUGUCUGUGGACCUCAGCCCCAAAAUGUGUUACUAAAGUGUGAAAGAGGUUACAAAUGUAUAAUUUAAUCUUAAAGGGUAAAUCAUUUCCAAGCUGGGCACUAUUGUUUUCAGAAAAUGUCACUCACAGAAAUGUAAAAUGGAGCAUUUCAUGGGGCCUAUUUUCAGCAGGGGAUUGAUACACAUUGCUGCACUAGUGAGUAUUUACCAUUGACUUUAUUUGCAGCAGGACCCUGCCGCACCAAACAUCCUUCUUAUCUUUAUAGUCUUUUCAAAGGAUUCGUUGACAUAAAAAAAUAUCCUCAGUCUUGUCUUUUAAAUACGAAGUUGAUUCCAAAUUAAACAAUGUUUUAAAAAAGAAUGCUUUCAAAACAAUAUUAAAAUGUCCUCUGUAGUGACUGCUUCUUACAGUCCAUUACAUUAUGCUUCACCUUUCAGGACAAAUAAUAGCUUCAAUGAUAUGCCACUAAUUCAGAAAUCUGUGUGGUAGAGCUUCACCACAAACACAAGUGCUGUGUCGAUCACAGUUUGUUUUGAUGUCACUUUGGAACAAAUGAAGGGUUUUAAAAGAACAACUCAAACUGCUUUUGAGAAUUUCAACCAAACUGCAGCAACUUUAAUAAUCUUCUGUGAGCGUUUUUGCACACAGUACACACUUUGCACACAGUAUCAACACUCUGCCAACAAUAUGAGUGUAUGGAGUCUGGACAAUCACUAUUAAAGCACAGUAACACGAGGACAAAAUGAGAACUGCCGCUUGGUUGAAUGUCAUUAUGUAGUUGCUCUAAACAAAGCAUUUUAGAAAAUUGUAUUUGAGUAUAUCUAUUUGUAUCCGUCUUUUAUACAUUUGUCAUCAAUGUACGCUACAGUAAAUUUGGUGGAUUAUUUUAUAUUUAUUAGGUUACACUAUGACGUACAGUUAAUAAAGCGAUUCUCAUGCCGUAUUCUAAUAAAACAGUUGCCAAAAAA
Trematomus bernacchii (emerald rockcod) is the source of this 3975-nucleotide messenger RNA. It is a transcript of the gene cnih2, whose product is annotated as cornichon family AMPA receptor auxiliary protein 2. Gene Ontology annotation, biological process: regulation of AMPA receptor activity; vesicle-mediated transport. The transcript has 6 exons. Gene Ontology annotation, cellular component: dendrite; synapse. Lineage: Eukaryota; Metazoa; Chordata; Actinopteri; Perciformes; Nototheniidae. The record is from RefSeq and is a predicted model, not a curated record. The coding region runs from base 528 to 1043 and encodes 171 amino acids.